UAAAAAAAUGGCCCGCCAUUUACAGUUGAAGCACAUGGAUGAAACUGAUGUUGCCCACGCUUUUAGCUUUCCACUUGGCUCCAAAGAGAGAAAGAAACGUCUUGAGUCUUUAAGAAAUAAGGGUGACUGGCGACAUAAUCAGCAAGUCCUAAAGGAGGGCAAAGGGGAGAUUGUUACAUGGAAACAGCCCUCUAAAAAUUCAUCUGUUAGUGACUAUUUGCCCUGCCAGCACUGCUUUGCUAUGUUUAAAAAAGUAGACCUAUGGAGACAUGACAAAACUUGUAGGGAUAAAAAUGAAAACUCUGAUGUAGGAACAAAAAGAAAGCGCAUCCAAUCUGUUUCUUCCAGACUUCUUCCAAUGCAGACAUCAUCAGACGGAAUCCAAAAUGUAAUCCAUAACAUGUUACAAGACAAUAUCACUGCCCACGUUCGAGGGGAUGAGAUGAUAUGUAAAUAUGGACAUUCACUGUUUGCACGAAAAGGACGUGAACAAUCUCAACAUCGCUAUAUUGCGCAGAAAUUGAGGGAACUGGGUCGCUUUGUCUUGGCAGCUAAGAAAAUUAACCCAAAAAUUGGAGGACUCAAAGACUUAGUUGAUCCAACCAAAUUUAACCUGGCAAUAGAAGCAGCUAGAGAGGUGUCACACUUCAACCCAGACAAGACAGAGUAUGGAAAACCUUCAACCGCUGUGAAAAUAGGCUUUUCACUCAAAGCAGCAACUGAGACCUGGAUUGGUCAUUGUAUGAUGGUGUCAGAUGUUGUUGCUGAAAAAAAGACUAAGAAGUUUAAGGAGCUUCUCGACAAAAUGUGGUCAAACUAUGUUGCAACAAAUGCCCACAGUUCCAUGGAACAAAACAAAUGGAACAAAGAUGAAAGUGUUCCUUUAACUAAAGACAUUCUUGUGCUGCAGAAUCAUCUGAGGGCUAUAGAAGAUAAAGCAAAGGCUGAUCUUAAACAGACUGUAACAGUGGCUGCAUACAAAAGACUCAGUGAAAGUCUUCUGGCUCAAGUCAUAGUGUUCAACAAGAAACGUGAGGGAGAAGCAUCAAGGAUAACACUAGAGAUGUUCCUGAAAGCUGACUCUGGCCAAGUCAACAAGGACAUUUAUGAGACGCUGUCUCCUGUGGAGAAGAUUUUGAGUCACAGGCUUACCAGGAUGGUAACAAGAGGAAAAAGAGGUCGGAAGGUACCUGUUCUGUUUCUUGACCGCACUAAAGCUUCCAUUGAUUUUAUGAUUGAGCUCAGAGACAAAGUUGGGGUUCUUAAGGACAAUCCAUUUUUGUUUGCAAACAUUGGCACCACAACAAAUAUUCGUGGCUGUGACUGUUUGAGAAAAUUUUCAAUUGAAUGUAAAGUGGAUAAUCCACAACUGCUCAGAUCCACCAACUUGCGAAAGCAUGUGGCAACAUUGUGCCAGCUGCUGGACCUCUCCAACCAAGAGCUUGAGCAGGUAGCAAAGUUUAUGGGGCACGAUAUCAGAGUGCACUGUAACUACUACAGACAGACUGAUAAAACCUUCCAAGUAGCUAAAGUUGGAAAGCUUCUAUUUGCAAUGGAAGGUGGAGCCGAAGCACUUAAAGGAAACAGUCUUCAGACCCUGGAUUCAGCAGUCUAUGCCCAAACAGAGAUUCUAUCAAGGAGCGAAGAGGAGCGCCACUCCAGUAUGUAAGAUUGUCUGUGUUGUAUAAUACUGUCAGCAAUACUAGUUAACUAUAACACAUAACACAACAUAGGCACUGCAUAAACUAUGAGUGGGUUUAUAUACUUCUUCC
Molecule: messenger RNA, 1772 nt
Organism: Megalobrama amblycephala (Wuchang bream)
Lineage: Eukaryota; Metazoa; Chordata; Actinopteri; Cypriniformes; Xenocyprididae
Exons: 2
Coding region: 8-1669 (553 amino acids)
Source: RefSeq, a predicted model, not a curated record